GAUUGCGCAAUCGCGAGUUCGCGGCAAGCGUGGACGCGCCGAAGUGAAAGUGGGUGUUUUUGUCUCGUCAUUAUUAGACUCCGAGUCCUGCGGGAACUCCAUCACUCCUCCGCUCUUUCCUACCGGAGCCGCCGCGUCUGGUUUUGUACGCCAAGAAGCUUCUUUUUUGUUCCAACACUUGCCUUGGGAUGUGGAACCACCACCACGUGGGUUCUAACCUUCACCACAUGGGUUCUAACCUUCACCACAUGGGUAUGCACGUCGUUCUCCUCACUUCGCUGCUGGGAGUCCUCCUUGCUCAAGGAGUGCAGCAGAUCUCUAUCGACGACUGCUGCAAAGAUGGCCAGAAGCAUGCCGGCGAUAAAGAAGACUGCGCGACCCUCCCGCUCAUCUCCGAGUCUCAGACCUGCAGGACGGUGCAGGAGCAGUGUUGUGUGGCCGUGCUGGAGGACAACAUGUGCACCACAGGCAUCACCAUGGCCAAAGACCAAGGAGCGUGCGACUCUCUGUUCUCCAACACCUGUGAGACAAAGACAACCAAGAUGUGCUGCGACUGCUGCCUGCUGGGCAAGACGGGCCAGGAGCAGGGACUCCCGUGCGACCACAGCCUGGCUCUGGGGUACCAGUGCGGUCUGGUGUACCGGGCUUGUUGCGUGGACGGAGCGCCGGACAACCAGACCACCGCAACCACGGGGAAGCCUGAAUUGCCAAUCAAAGACGAGACCCCAGACAGCAGAGACAAUUCAGUGCUGGUAGAUCAGUGCAAUGGCAAAUGUGCUCACCUUUGCGUGAGUAACGAGACGUGCGCCUGCUUCAAAGGCUACAAACUCAAGCCGAAUGGAAAGACCUGUGAGGACGUUAAUGAGUGCUUACUGGGAGCCAGCAACUGUCGAGGCGGCGAGCGCUGCAUCAACACGGAGGGCUCCUUCCGCUGCCAGAGAGAGGUCAGCUGCGGCACAGGCUACGAACUGACGGACGACAACAACUGCAUAGAUAUUGACGAGUGCGAGACAGGCAUCCAUAACUGUGGUCCAGAGUUCCAGUGCCAAAACACUCAGGGGUCCUUCCGUUGUCUCCCCAAGGUCCGGUGUGGCGCAGGUUUCAUCCAGGACGCUCUGGGAAAAUGCAUUGAUAUCAAUGAGUGUGUGAGCCAGACGGGUCCGUGCCAAAGAGGUCAGCUGUGCAUCAACACCGCCGGCUCGUACGUCUGCCGGAAGAACUCGGUCAACUGUGGGCGGGGCUACCACCUCAACGAGGAAGGCACACGCUGUGUCGACAUCGACGAGUGCAAAGGCCCCGAGCAGGUGUGCUCGGGUCACAGCUGCGUCAACAGGAUGGGCUCCUACCACUGCGACUGUGACAGCGGCUACAACUUCAACAGCAACAGUCGCCUCUGCGAGGAUAUCAACGAAUGCAGGCACUACCCCGGACGCCUAUGCGCUCACAAGUGUGACAACACACCUGGAUCUUACAAGUGCACCUGCACCACCGGCUUCAAGCUGGCACGGGACGGCAGGAACUGUGAAGAUCUCAACGAGUGUGAAAGUAACCCGUGCAGUCAGGAAUGCGCUAACGUGUACGGCUCCUACCAGUGUUACUGUCGCCGUGGCUACCAGCUCAGCGACAUCGAUGGAGUGACGUGUGAAGAUAUCGACGAAUGCGCUCUUCCCACGGGAGGUCACAUCUGCUCCUACCGAUGCCACAACACUCCUGGAAACUUCCACUGCUCCUGUCCGGUGAGCGGCUACACCUUGGCGCCUAACGGACGCAGCUGCCAAGAUGUUGAUGAAUGUGUGACAGCGACGCACACCUGCUUGGAAAACCAGAGCUGCUUCAAUGUGCAGGGGGGAUUCCGCUGUCUGUCCUUCGAUUGUCCCGCCAACUACCGCCGCGUCAGCGAAACUCGAUGUGAACGCUUGCUUUGCAAUGAGUCUGUCGAGUGCCCGGCCAUGCCGCUGAGAAUAACCUACUACUACCUCACCUUCCCCACCAACAUCCCCGUCUUCACCAACAUCUUCCGCAUGGGCCCCUCCCACACGGCGCCGGGCGACGACGUCGACAUCGCCAUCACGUCGGGCAACGAGGGCGGCUUCUUCAAGGCGGAGCGGGUGGCCAACGGCGGCGUCAUGUCCGUGGCGAGGCUCAUCGCCAGCCCGCGGGACUUUGAGCUGUCCGUGGAGCUCAGCCUGCGUCGCCACGGCACGCUCAGCACGUACUUGGCUAAAGUGGUGGUGUUUGUCGUGCAGGACGAGCCGCCCGUCGCUUACGACCCUCUUCUCGAAUAAAGCUGAGGGCUGCUAGUCAUGUGUUAUCUUUCCUGCACUUUCCCUGAUUACAUGGCAACAGCUGUUUCUAAGGGAGGGGGGUCGUAAACAGUCAUUGCCUUUGGUUACAAAGAAAAGGUCGUAAAACAGUUCAAAGAAAAGGUGCCUGGAGCUCGCGUCAGGUCCUGCUUCCUCUCCGCUUUGUAGAUCUCGAGUCAAGACAAAGUCUUCCUGUGGAUUACAAUACAUCAAAGAAAUCGACACCCUCAUGUCGCUCCCCAUCCUACACGGUGGAGUUUUACAAGCCUUCUGCUUGGUAAGAUCAAAGACAGCUGGAGUGAACGCACUCAAACAACACGGUAUGAGACUCGACUCAUAGGAUCAAGUAAAAAAGUCAUAAAAUGACGAGAAAACGUCGUAAUUAAAUAAUAAAAUAAUAAAGUUGUCGGGUUACGUGAAUAAAGAAAUCACGUGACAUAAAUAAGGUUGCAAAAAAUAAGGAUGAACUUGCGAUUUUAUCAACCUAAGUCAGAAUAUUAUGAAAAAAUGUGGUAAUUGUACUAGAAUAAAAUGGGGAUAGUACAAGAAUAACAAGGCCUAGUGUUACGAGAAUGAAAAUGUUAAUAAAAGUUAGAAAAAAAGUAAAUUUUCACAAGAAAGUACCAGUAUUUUUUUUCAAAACAAAGUAAAUCCCCCGCCUAUUUGUGGUUUGACAUUUGCACGCCCAAAUAUUUCUUCUCUGCUUUCAAUUGUAAAAUACUUAUUUUUAACAGAAAGUGUGUUUUGAUGGCGCUAUCUGCAGGAGAGAAAAAAAAAGUGUAAAAAAAAAAAUAAAGUUGUCGCGUUACUUGAAUAAAGAAAUCACGUGACAUAAAUAUUGUUGCAAAAAAUAAGGAUGAACCUGCAAUUUUAUCAACCUAAGUCAGAAUAUUAUGAAAAAAGUGGUAAUUGUACUAGAAUAAAAUGGGGAUAGUACAAGAAUAACAAGGACUAGUUUUACAAGAAUGAAAAUGUUAAUAAAAGUUAGAAAAAAAAGGAAAUUUUUUACAAGAAAGUACCAGUAUUUUUUUUCAAAACAAAGUAAAUCCCCCGCCUAUUUGUGGUUUGACAUUUGCAGGCCCACAUAUUUCUUCUCUGCUUUCAAUUGUAAAAUACUUAUUGUUAACAGGAAGUGUGUUUUGAUGGCGCUAUCUGCAGGAGAAAAAAAAAAAAGUGUAAAAAAAAAAUAAAGUUGUCGUGUUACGUGAAUAAAGAAAUCACGUGACAUAAAUAUUGUUACAAAAAAUAAGGAUGAACCUGCAAUUUUAUAAACCUAAGUCAGAAUAUUAUGAAAAAAGUGGUAAUUGUACUAUAAUAAAAUGGGGAUAGUACAAGAAUAACAAGGCCUUAGUGCUACGAGAAUGAAAAUGUUAAUAAAAGUUAGAAAAAAAGUAAAUUUUCACAAGAAAGUACCAGUAUUUUUUUUCAAAACAAAGUAAAUCCCCCGCCUAUUUGUGGUUUGACAUUUGCACGCCCAAAUAUUUCUUCUCUGCUUUCAAUUGUAAAAUACUUAUUGUUAACAGAAAGUGUGUUUUGAUGGCGCUAUCUGCAGGAGAGAAAAAAAAAGUGUAAAAAAAAAAUAAAGUUGUCGUGUUACGUGAAUAAAGAAAUCACGUGACAUAAAUAUUGUUACAAAAAAUAAGGAUGAACCUGCAAUUUUAUAAACCUAAGUCAGAAUAUUAUGAAAAAAGUGGUAAUUGUACUAGAAUAAAAUGGGGAUAGUAGGAGAAUAACAAGGACUAGUUUUACAAGAAUGAAAAUGUUAAUAAAAGUUAGAAAAAAAAGGAAAUUUUUACCAGAAAGUACCAGUAUUUUUUUUCAAAACAAAGUAGAUCCCCCGCCUAUUUGUGGUUUGACAUUUGCACGCCCAAAUAUUUCUUCUCUGCUUUCAAUUGUAAAAUACUUAUUGUUAACAGGAAGUGUGUUUUGAUGGCGCUAUCUGCAGGAGAAAAAAAAAAAAGUGUAAAAAAAAAAUAAAGUUGUCGUGUUACGUGAAUAAAGAAAUCACGUGACAUAAAUAUUGUUGCAAAAAAUAAGGAUGAACCUGCAAUUUUAUCAACCUAAGUCAGAAUAUUAUGAAAAAAGUGGUAAUUGUACUAGAAUAAAAUGGGGAUAGUACAAGUAUAACAAGGCCUAGUUUUACAAGAAUGAAAAUGUUAAUAAAAGUUGGAAAAAAAAAGAAAUUUUUUACAAGGAAGUACCAGAAUUUUUUUUAAAACAAAGUAAAUCCCCCGCCUAUUUGUGGUUUGACAUUUGCACGCCCAAAUAUUUCUUCUCUGCUUUCAAUUGUAAAAUACUUAUUGUUAUCAGGAAGUGUGUUUUGAUGGCGCUAUCUGCAGGAGAAAAAAAAAAAGUGUAAAAAAAAUAAUAAAGUUGUCGUGUUACGUGAAUAAAGAAAUCACGUGACAUAAAUAUUGUUACAAAAAAUAAGGAUGAACCUGCAAUUUUAUCAACCUAAGUCAGAAUAUUAUGAAAAAAGUGGUAAUUGUACUAUAAUAAAAUGGGGAUAGUACAAGAAUAACAAGGCCUAGUUUUACAAGAAUGAAAAUGUUAAUAAAAGUUAGAAAAAAAAGGACAUUUUUCACAAGAAAGUACCAGUAUUUUUUUUCAAAACAAAGUAAAUCCCCCGCCUAUUUGUGGUUUGACAUUUGCACGCCCACAUAUUUCUUCUCUGCUUUCAAUUGUAAAAUACUUAUUGUUAACAGGAAGUGUGUUUUGAUGGCGCUAUCUGCAGGAGAAAAAAAAAAGUGUAAAAAAAAAAUAAAGUUGUCAUGUUACGUGAAUAAAGAAAUCACGUGACAUAAAUAUUGUUACAAAAAAUAAGGAUGAACCUGCAAUUUUAUCAACUUAAGUCAGAAUAUUAUGAAAAAAGUGGUAAUUGUACUGGAAUAAAAUGGGGAUAGUACAAGAAUAACAAGGACUAGUUUUACAAGAAUGAAAUUGUUAAUAAAAGUUAGAAAAAAAAGGAAAUUUUUCACAAGAAAGUACCAGUAUUUUUUUUUCAAAACAAAGUAAAUCCCCCGCCUAUUUGUGGUUUGACAUUUGCAGGCCCAAAUAUUUCUUCUCUGCUUUCAAUUGUAAAUACUUAUUGUUAACAGGAAGUGUGUUUUGAUGGCGCUAUCUGCAGGAGAGAAAAAAAAAGUGUAAAAAAAAAAUAAAGUUGUCGUGUUACGUGAAUAAAGAAAUCACGUGACAUAAAUAUUGUUACAAAAAAUAAGGAUGAACCUGCAAUUUUAUAAACCUAAGUCAGAAUAUUAUGAAAAAAGUGGUAAUUGUACUAGAAUAAAAUGGGGAUAGUACGAGAAUAACAAGGACUAGUUUUACAAGAAUGAAAAUGUUAAUAAAAGUUAGAAAAAAAAGGAAAUUUUUACCAGAAAGUACCAGUAUUUUUUUUCAAAACAAAGUAAAUCCCCCACCUAUUUGUGGUUUGACAUUUGCAGGCCCACAUAUUUCUUCUCUGCUUUCAAUUGUAAAAUACUUAUUGUUAACAGAAAGUGUGUUUUGAUGGCGCUAUCUGCAGGAGAAAAAAAAAAAAGUGUAAAAAAAAAUAAAGUUGUCGUGUUACGUGAAUAAAGAAAUCACGUGACAUAAAUAUUGUUACAAAAAAUAAGGAUGAACCUGCAAUUUUAUCAACCUAAGUCAGAAUAUUAUAAAAAAAGUGGUAAUUGUACUACAAUAAAAUGGGGAUAGUACAAGAAUAACAAGGCCUAGUUUUACAAGAAUGAAAAUGUUAAUAAAAGUUAGAAAAAAAAGGAAAUUUUUUACAAGAAAGUAUCAGUAUUCUUUUUCAAAACAAAGUAAAUCCCCCGCCUAUUUGUGGUUUGACAUUUGCACGCCCACAUAUUUCUUCUCUGCUUUCAAUUGUAAAAUACUUAUUGUUAACAGGAAGUGUGUUUUGAUGGCGCUAUCUGCAGGAGAGAAAAAAAAAAAGUGUCAUUUAGCAGAAAAAUGCGUCGACAAGACUUAAUGUAUGCCGUUUUAUAUCGCGUACAACUGAAUUUAAAAUGUACAUAACUGUGCUGGACGACAGCAAAGACUUACUGAUGAGCAAAGAUGGCGUCCACAAAUUACAUUCGAACAUGACAUGACAAUCAACAAUGUCCCCACAAAGAAGGAUAAAAACAACUGAAAUAUUCUCGAUUGCUAAAACAAAGUAGAUGCGGGAAAUAUCGCUCAAAGGAAGACAUGAAACUGCUACAGGAAAAUACCGAAAAAAGAGAAAAAGCCACCAAAAUAGGAGCGCAAGACAAGAAGUAAAACACUACACACAGGAAAACAGCAAAAAAGUCCGAAUAAGUCAGGGUGUGAUGUGACAGGUGGUGACAGUACACCUACUUUGAGACAAGAGCUAUAGUGAUGCAUGCUUGGUUAUGCUUUAAAGUCAUAUCCAACAAUUGCGACAAAAACUUUUUUCUGUCAACUGAGUUUUGUUUUUUAAAGACUUCUGCUGGUGGUGUUCCUCCGCAUUUUUUCAACGCAAAAAAUGUGCUUUGGCUUAAAAAAGGUUGAAAAACAUUGCUCUAAACUUUUAUUCUAAACUUUAUAAAGGCAUUAUAGAGGUUUUUAUGGGUGUUUUUAGCUAAAUUUAGAGUCAACAGCUACAAAUAGGUGGAAUUUACUUUAUUUCUAUAAUGUGUUAAUUGGUAGAAAAAAAUAUUCUAAGAGAAUAAACUUUAAAUUUAAUAGAGAUAAAGGUGUAGACUCACACAAAGUUGUGGUAUGAGAAAUGUGCAGGAAAAAAGUGGUAUACUACUGAAAAAGUGGUAUUUUUUUGAUAGUCUAAACUUUACAUUCUAAACAUUACAAAGGCAUUUUAGAGGUUUUUAUGGGUGUUUUUUUUUUUAGCAAAAUUUUGAGUCAACAGCUAUGAAUAGGUGGGAUUUACUGAAUUUCUAUAAUAACGUGUUAAUGGUAAAAAAAAAAAUAUUCUAAGAGAAUAAACUUUUAAUUUAAUAGAGAUAAGGGUGUAGUAUCACACAAAGUUGUGAUAUGAGAAAUGUGCAGGAAAAAAGUGGUAUUUUUUUGAUAGUCUAAACUUUACAUUCUAAACAUUACUAAUGCAUUUUAGAGGUUUUUAUGGGUGUUUUUUUUUUAGCAAAAUUUAGAGUCAACAGCUACAAAUAGGUGGAAUUUACUUUAUUUCUAUAAUGUGUUAAUUGGUAGAAAAAAAUAUUCUAAGCGAAUAAACUUUAAAUGUAAUAGAGAUAAGGGUGUAGUAUCACACAAAGUUGUGAUAUGAGAAAUGUGCAGGAAAAAAGUGGUAUUUUUUUGAUAGUCUAAACUUUACAUUCUAAACAUUAUAAAGGCAUUUUAGAGGUUUUUAUGGAUGGUUUUUUUUUAGCAAAAUUUUGAGUCAACAUCUACGAAUAGGUGGGAUUUACUGAAUUUCUAUAAUAACGUGUUAAAUGGUAAAAAAUAGAGAAUAAACUUUUAAUUUAAUAGAGAUAAGCGUGUAGAAUCACACAAAGUUGUGAUAUGAGAAAUGUGCAGGAAAAAAGUGGUAUUUUUUUGAUAGUCUAAACUUUACAUUCUAAACAUUACAAAGGCAUUUUAGAGAUUUUUAUUGGUGGUUUUUUUUAGCACAAUUUUGAGUCAACAGCUACAAAUAGGUGGGAUUUACUGUGUUCCUAUAAUAAUGUGUUAAAUGGUAAAAAAUAGAGAAUAAACUUUUAAUUUGAUAGAGAUAAGCGUGGAGAAUCACACAAAGUUGUGAUAUGAGAAAUGUGCAGGAAAAAAGUGGUACUUUUUUGAUAGUCUAAACUUUACAUUCUAAACAUUACUAAUGCAUUUUAGAGGUUUUUAUGGGUGUUUUUUUUCAGCACAAUUUUGAGUCAACAGCUACAAAUAGGUGGGAUUUACUGUGUUCCUAUAAUAACGUGUUAAAUGGUAAAAAAUAGAGAAUAAACUUUUAAUUUAAUAGAGAUAAGGGUGUAGAAUCACACAAAGUUGUGAUAUGAGAAAUGUGCAGGAAAAAAGUAGUAUUUUUUUGAUAGUCUAAACUUUACAUUCUAAACAUUACUAAGGCAUUUUAAAGGUUUUUAUGGGUGUUUUUUUUUUUUUUUAGCAAAAUUUUGAGUCAACAGCUACAAAUAGGUAGGAUUUACUGUGUUCCUAUAAAAACGUGUUAAAUGGUAAAAAAAAUAGAGAAUAAACUUUUAAUUUAAUAGAGAUAAGCGUGUAGAAUCACACAAAGUUUGUUUAACAACAUGAAUAAAGUUGUGUGAGGGAUCUCGGGAAUUGACAAGAAAACGGAAUAAUUUUAGAAUAUUUUACAGAAAUAGUCAUUAUACAAAAGUACACUACACUAUAGAUAUGUGGUAGAUUGUGAUCAAUUAGAAUAGUCCUCAUUUUGUUCAUAUUUACCAAAAAAAAGAGACACAAUAUUAUGUCAGAAAAAAUUCCUGCUUUACUAAAAUACUGUCAUGUCUGUGUAAUCAUGUUUUGUUUUAAGUCAUGUUUUGUUUAGUUUCUGGCUUUUCACUCCCUUGUCUUGUUUUGCAUGAUUACCCCAUUAGUUUCACCUGUUCCACGUUUGCACUCAUUGUGCACUCUUGCUUGUCACCAUAGCAACCAUUAGUUUUCACCUGUCACGCCACGCACCUGUUUCACGUUUUGAGUCGCGCACCUGCUUUCGUUAAUCAUGUCUGUGUUAUUUAAGCUUUUCAUUUUCUGUUGUUCAAGCUUCAACACCUGCAAGUCCAUGUCGUGACAGAACUGAGGGAGUCGGAAACUAAACAAACAGGACGGAUCAUGACAUUAGUAGUUCUAUACAGCAUGCUCAAAUAUUUUCAUGUUUAUAAGACGUGUGAUUGUAAAUUAUGUUAAUUAGAUGAAUCCUUAGUAAAAUUCCCUUAAAAAAAGUAGUAACUUUUUAUUUAAAAAAAAAAGCCUUUUACCCAAAAAUGCGACACUUAUUGAAAAA
Messenger RNA from Nerophis lumbriciformis (worm pipefish), 9225 nucleotides. It is a transcript of the gene fbln1, whose product is annotated as fibulin 1. Gene Ontology annotation, molecular function: calcium ion binding; peptidase activator activity. Gene Ontology annotation, cellular component: extracellular region. NCBI's taxonomy places the organism in Eukaryota, Metazoa, Chordata, Actinopteri, Syngnathiformes, Syngnathidae. Gene Ontology annotation, biological process: extracellular matrix organization. The record is from RefSeq and is a predicted model, not a curated record.